UAUGCAUUUGUCUCAUUGCCGACGUCUCGGAAUCUUAGUAUCAGUGUUGCUCGUAGUCUACUCAGCAUUGUGUUUCGGGAUUCUAGGCAGAUGGUGGCGAUUCAUAGUUGUUCACGACAAGCAAAUCAAUUCUCAAACAGACAAGAAUCGACAGAUUGAUAGAAUCAUGAAAUACGAUAGAGAAAACAGAACGACUUCGACUUCUCUGGUUGACAAUAAACCAAUUCAACGGCAUGCAAUUCCGACUAAAAAUAUCUCAACAAUGUCCGCAACCGAGCGUCUCUCUAUCAGACGAGAUUCAGUGCGUAAAAACUGCGUACGAUACCAACGUUCCCUCACGGCCACCGAAAAGAGAAUUUUGUAUGCUCACUUGGUAGUAGACGAAAAGAAUAAAGUCAUUUGGUGUCCGGUCAGAAAAGCAGGAACAACAACAUGGCGAAUCGUCAUGCUCAUUCUUAUGGGCAAGUUCACAAACGUAAGCGCUGCUUUGGAUCACGUUCUGCAUCACGAUUUCAAGUUUAUGACGCGGUUGAGUCUUCAGCAUUACAGCAAAGAAGCUAUUGAGUACAGGCUGAAACACUACACAAAAUUUAUGGCCUACAGAGAGCCCUUUGGACGCAUUGUUUCUGAUUACAGACAAAUUAAACUUUAUAACACUGGUUUUCGUAAAGGAAUUUGCAAAGCGGUCGUCAGCUACAACAAUAGAAAUCUCAAAGGAAACCGACCAGCUCAAGAGAGUAACCCGGAUGCAUGGAAAAACAUUAGUUUCUCUCACUUUGUCAAUUUUGUUACUCAAUUCAGUGGCAACAGGAAAAAAUAUCAAGACUUGGAUGGUCACUGGAAGCCUACUAAUUUAAUCUGUCAUCCGUGUCAUGUUGACUAUGAUUAUCUCGUGGACUUGGAUAGUCCUGAUGUUGUCGAAGAAUCUGCUCACGUUGUCAAAGCUCUCGGGGCUCCCUCUUGGCUACGCGUGCCACAAGAAAACCGAUCGGGCAACGAAACAAAGUACAGCUUUCUCUCUCAACUCUCGACCGCUCAAUUUGAGCGUCUUUGUGUGCAGUACGACGACGACUACGAGAUAUUUGGCUACCAACAUGUCAAUCAAACCUUUAGAUAGCGCAGUCUAGGAACAAUUUCUCACGGAGUUCGAAAUAUAUUUGUCACAAUAUUAUACGUUUUAGUAUGCAUGGAAGACAAACUAUUGUGUAUUUAGACAUUUUGUUUUGCUCAGUCGUCUCUAGAUAUGAAUGCUUGUAGUCAUUCAAAUUCGUUUACGUACGUAACUUAACAAUAAUUGA
Messenger RNA from Corticium candelabrum, 1298 nucleotides. RefSeq names its product carbohydrate sulfotransferase 11-like. Gene Ontology annotation, cellular component: membrane. The transcript is spliced from 3 exons. The record is from RefSeq and is a predicted model, not a curated record. Bases 2 to 1117 code for a protein of 371 amino acids. Lineage: Eukaryota; Metazoa; Porifera; Homoscleromorpha; Homosclerophorida; Plakinidae. Gene Ontology annotation, molecular function: sulfotransferase activity. Gene Ontology annotation, biological process: carbohydrate biosynthetic process.